GCGUGGCACCAAAACGGUUAAGAAAUUUCGCCGAAAUUAUGUACGCGAAACGCGUGGUGAUCAGCGAUGAAAACUUUGGAAUGGCCCAUAAGUGCACCGAAUGUUUUCUACCGAUGUUUCAAUCGAAGUCCUUCGUGGACGUGACAUUUCGAGUGCAAGGCACGGAGAUUCCGGCACACCGAGCCGUUUUGAAGAAAAGCAGUUCCUAUUUCCACGGCAUAUUCACGAACGGCAUGCAGGAGGAGCAAGGCGUAGUCGAUGUUGCAGACGUUGACGUUGAAAUAUUCAGCGAAUUGCUCAACUUCGUUUACGGGGCUAGUUUUCAGAACAUUAGAGAAAAUGCCGAGAGACUUCUGGUGGUGGCGGAUAAAUACGAUUUCAAGGAUUUGCAAGCUGUGUGCGCUACCGUGUUAAGUGAUCAGUUAUCGAUUACAAAUGUCGUACACGUUCUCGGUGCCGCCAUUCCGCUUCGGGUCCAGGCAGCGAAAAUUAAAGCCAUACAUUUUCUUAAAGAACAUUGCGAGUCCAUAAUCCAGACCGAGGAUUUUCAGUCCCUAAUGCACAUAAAGCCGAAAGUCAUGAUGGAAAUAUUUUGUGCAGUUUGUACACAACUUCAGGGAUUCAGCACGUCGGAUUCUAUUUGCGGAUCCCUGCAUCAAUCCAAUGACAAUAUAACACCGACCUGUCUCCCUUUCCAUAUGAACAAAGUUACUAUUAAUAGUGAAAAAGUCAGCAUUGAAUGUAAUGUGCAUGAUUUCCGUAAGCACUACAACUUGCGUCACACAUUUGAACUCUAGCCACAUAGGCAUGCGUUUUA
This is a messenger RNA of Orussus abietinus, 817 nucleotides long. RefSeq names its product speckle-type POZ protein. Gene Ontology annotation, cellular component: cytoplasm. Gene Ontology annotation, molecular function: ubiquitin protein ligase binding. The transcript has 3 exons. NCBI's taxonomy places the organism in Eukaryota, Metazoa, Arthropoda, Insecta, Hymenoptera, Orussidae. Bases 39 to 797 code for a protein of 252 amino acids. The record is from RefSeq and is a predicted model, not a curated record. Gene Ontology annotation, biological process: regulation of proteolysis; proteasome-mediated ubiquitin-dependent protein catabolic process.